This is a messenger RNA of Arthroderma uncinatum, 1917 nucleotides long. RefSeq names its product aspartate aminotransferase. Gene Ontology annotation, molecular function: L-aspartate:2-oxoglutarate transaminase activity; pyridoxal phosphate binding. Lineage: Eukaryota; Fungi; Ascomycota; Eurotiomycetes; Onygenales; Arthrodermataceae. The coding region runs from base 1 to 1917 and encodes 638 amino acids. Gene Ontology annotation, cellular component: cytosol. The transcript is spliced from 6 exons. Gene Ontology annotation, biological process: L-aspartate biosynthetic process. The record is from RefSeq and is a predicted model, not a curated record.
AUGCCCACACUCGGGAGUCAGCUCGAUGUCCAGGUACCAUCGGGCCAAACUGGAGACCUCCCAACGCCAACGCGAACACUAGCCAGCAACCCUGUCGGGCCCAAUGGACAGUGUCGGGCAGACACCAGGGCUGUGUCCCGGCCAUCCUUCGGCCGCAGCCUCUCAGCUCGCCUUGCGACCCUCCACGACCGAAGCCGCGCGAUAACGAGCGAGGACGAGAAGGGCCCAGACGAACGCCGAACGCAUGCAGAAGCAGAUGAAACGGAGACUCCAGGAUCGUCUCCCUGGCCGAGCAUCCUAGCAGCAGCAGCAUCUUCAUCCCAGCAACAUCCCUAUCCUGGAGCGGCUACGGGCGCUGAACACGCGAUGGCAGACCGAGCCACGGUUAUAGACACGGUUACAGACACGGUUACAGACAUGAGACCAGCGCUGAGACGAGCAAAUGCGGCGGGAGUUCUCGCGGGACCCCGGAUCCACCCGUUCGCCUUCUUGCUCUUGUUACUUCUUGUACUUCUACUUCGACCUCUCGCCCUUUCUCUUCCUCUUCGCCAGCAUAUCUUCCUCUCUUUUCUUCUUCCGACCCGGCCUCUUAAGAUCCUCAUCAUGGCGCCCGCUGCCCUCUCGACCGUCGCCCGCGACCGCCUAGACACCGUCUCCCGUCACAUCAUGACGCCCAGCUUCUUCACCACCUCGGCUGUCCCCAAGGCCCCCGAGGACCCUCUCUUCGGCCUCGCUGCUGCGUGCAGAGCUGACACUUCAGACAAGAAGAUCGAUCUCGGCAUCGGUGCCUACAGAGACAGCAACGCGAAGCCCUGGGUGCUUCCCGUCGUCAAGAAGGCCGACCAGCUGCUGCGAGACGAUCCCAAACUCAACCACGAAUACCUCCCAAUUGCCGGACUGAAGGAGUUCACCACCGCUGCUCAGAAGCUGAUCCUCGGUGAAAACUCGCCCGCCAUCAGAGAGAAUAGGGUCGUCACUUUCCAGACCAUCUCUGGCACCGGUGCCGUCCAUCUCGGCGGCCUCUUCAUCGCCAAAUUCUUCCCUUCCUCCCCCAAGCCAACCAUCUACCUCUCCGACCCAACAUGGCCAAACCACCCACAGAUCUUCAAGACCGUCCACCUCGAGUCCGCCUACUACCCUUACUUCAACCCGGCCAACAAGGGACUCAACCUUGAGGGCAUGCUCAAGGCCAUCCGUGCCGCUCCCUCUGGCUCCGUCAUCCUCCUGCACCCUUGCGCACACAACCCAACCGGCGUAGACCCCACGCAGCACCAGUGGAAGCAGAUUGCUACCGUCAUCCGUGAACGCAACCACUUCCCCUUCUUCGACUGUGCCUACCAGGGUUUCGCCUCCGGUGACCUUGCCCGUGACUCCUGGGCUGUCCGCUACUUCAUUGCCGAAGGCUUCGAGAUGUGCAUCUCCCAGUCCUUCGCCAAGAACUUCGGUCUCUACGGUGAACGUGCCGGAGCUUUCCACUUCAUCACCGCUCCUGGGCCCAAUGCCGCAGAGGCUCUGUCGAACGUCGCCUCUCAGCUCGCCAUCCUGCAGCGUUCCGAGAUCUCUAACCCUCCCGCCUACGGUGCCCGCAUUGCGUCUACCAUCCUCAAUGACCCUACCCUCUUCAAGGAGUGGGAAGAGGACCUGCACACCAUGAGCGGCCGCAUCGUCGAGAUGAGGCAGGGUGUACGGGAGCGUCUCGAGGAGAAGGGAACCCCUGGAACCUGGGACCACAUCACCAACCAGAUCGGCAUGUUCAGCUUCACUGGCCUGACUGAGCAGCAGGUCAUGAUCUUGCGUGAGAAAUGGCAUAUUUACAUGACCAAGAACGGCCGUAUCUCCAUGGCUGGCCUAAACGUUAACAACAUCGACUACUUUGCCGAAGCAGUCGACGCCGUCGUUAGAGAGACAACCAAAUAG